CAGGCGUCGAUAGAGUCUAUCUACUAAUGACACAAGAACCUGACGACAAUGUCCAACGUUACGUAUAAUAUUGACCAUUAUUUAUGUAGUGAUAAGGGCCUUCUACUUCCCGCUAUCAAUGAGUACACCUGGAACACAUAUAUUCGGGCAGUUCUUUAUUUAGUUGCAAUGUUGUGGUGUUUCUUCGGGGUUGCUUUAGUAUCGGAGGCUUUUAUGUGUAGUAUCGACCAUAUCACAAGCAAGACUAUUUAUCUUCCCGGUCCACAUGGAGACGGCUUUAAUUUGGUCGAAGUUAAGGUAUGGAACGAAACGGUGGCGAAUUUGACCCUCUUAGCUUUUGGAACCAGCGCACCGGAGAUUCUACUCAACGUCAUAGAGACGUGCGGUCACUCCUUCCAGGCUGGGGAGCUGGGCCCAGGGACAAUCGUGGGGUCAGCGGCCUUUAACAUGUUUUUUAUCACAGCUUUUGCAGUUGGCUGCAUCCCUGCCGGAGAAACCAGAAGAGUCAAGCACCUUGGUGUGUUUGCCGUGACCAGCAUAUUCGGCAUUUGGGCUUAUGUGUGGCUGAUAUUGGUCGUUCUCGUCAUCACGCCUAAAGUCGUGGAAAUAUGGGAGGCCGUUCUCACACUUUUGAUGUUUCCAUUGCUCAUUGUUUUCUCGUAUUUGGCCGACGUAGGAUUCGUGUGUGCCAAUAAGCGAGUAGGAGUAACGGCCGACCUUGAAAUAGGCCUGGAUCUAGACAAGAAUGAGAAAAUCGAUUCAACUGAGUUUUUGGAACUUGCGCGAAAACUGGCCAAAGAGUUGGGCAUGAACGAAGAUGACGUUGCUAAGACAAUGGCCACCCACAUCUCAAAGAAACACCGCAAGUCUUCCAUCUGGUACAGGGUCCAGGCCACAAGGUUGAUCACAGGUGGGGCCAAGCUGGAGCAACCACGGUCAAGUGUGGAGGAUGCCAAUUUAAAGAUGCUCCAAGAAAUCGUAGCCGAGCCACGGAGGUUGCCCGUUGGAGCCACAGAGUCCAAGGAUGGUGGCAAAGAUCUCAGGUUGUCAGCCUCCUCGGAACAAAACCUGCUUCACUUGAAGAAAUCCAUGGUGGAGUUUACAGCGGCCACCUGCACCGUCCUUGAGAAUGAAGGUCAAGUGAGGGUAGGGAUCAGACGUCAUGGCGAUUUAUCUAAAACCAUAACAAUUGGCGUUGAAACAAUAGACGGCACGGCCGAAGCAGGGGGAGACUAUAUAGCCAUGAAGCAGCUGUUGACCUUUGAACCCGGAGAAACCCUCAAGUAUGUUUCCAUUGAGAUAGUGGACGAUGACAUCUGGGAGCCGGACGAGUUUUUUUUCGUCAAGUUGUUCCAUCACCCCGAGGGCAGCAGCACAGAGGAGGUGGUCAUCGGCAAGCUGGCAAUCAACCAGGUCACCAUCGUGGACGACGACAACCCAGGACACUUAGAGUUCAGCAAACCCAGCUUCAUCAUCAAAGAAAGCGCCACGUCAGCAAACCUUGUGGUCAACAGGUUGGACGGUGCUGACGGUGAGGUUAUUGUCAACUGGCGCGCCAGAGACCUGAAGCCGACAUCCAAGCGAGACUGCGUGGGAGUGGAGGGAGUACUCACGUUUGGCCACGGAGAAACCAGCAAAGUUAUCACCAUAAUGGUUAACGACCUCAAGGGCGAUGAUGAGUUAAGCUUCCAAGUUGAGCUCAGUAAUCCGACAGGGGGCGCUACUCUGGGACAUAUUGACAAAACUAUCGUCACAAUAAUCAAAGAUGACGAGUUCAACAGUAUGCUCCACCGUAUCGCCAACAAAACCAAGGCCAACCUAGAGAACAUGAAGCUUGGCACCACCACCUACGCCGGUCAGUUCCGGGCAGCCAUGUGUGUCAACGGUGGGAAUCUGGAGACCGCCUCGGUGCUGGACUACGUCUUGCACUUUAUCACGUUUUUCUGGAAGGUGCUCUUUGCCUUCCUCCCCCCUCCCUCAGUGGGCGGGGGUUGGCCCACAUUCAUCUUAUCUCUGCUAACUGUCGGACUACUGACCGCCAUUGUUAACGAUCUGGCGGCCAUCUUUGGCUGUCUGGUUGGGAUGUCAAAUUACAUCACAGCCAUAACUCUAGUGGCCAUCGGUACCGGUGUACCAGACCUCUUCGCCUCCAAAUAUGCCGCCGUCAACGAGAAAUGGGCCGACUCCUCCAUUGGAAAUAUUAACGGCAGUAACAGCAUCAAUGUCUUCAUUGGCCUGGGCUUACCCUGGCUCAUUUCUAGUGUCUAUUGGAAGGUAAAGGGUAAAGAGUUCACCCACCCUACAGGGGCCGUCGGACUGAGCGUGACCGUCUUUACGGUGUGUGCCGUGUUUACCGUUCUGCUCUUGGUUGUUAGACGGUACAUGACCAUCUUUGGUAAAGCGGAACUGGGAGGUCCCAAGACGCCGAAAUAUCUGACCUGUCUGUUGGUGUCGGUGGUGUGGGUGGUCUACGUGAUGGUGUCCUCGCUACAAGCCCAGGGGUUCAUCGACGUCUUUUGACGCGGCUGGUUGAUAGAGGGCAUUGCUUUGGUUGCUCUCACAGCUGUGGCCGAAGUCAUGGACCAACACAAAUGUCAAGACUUUUGCAAUCAAAUAUUUGGCCUGCAAUAUUGUAGUUUAUGAAAGGCAAGUCGACUCAUACUUUAUUUGUCUGAUGGAUCAUAGGGUGACAAAAGAUUUCCUUGCUUUGUAUGUCCACUUGUUGCUUGAGAGCUGUGUGGAAUAUAACAUACAAUAAUUUGUAUGUACAACCCAGCUCCUGCAAUAUUACGUGUUACGAAUUGUUACUGCCCUCUUGUAUACUUGAUGCACACAUUGGCUGUUACAGUGUUGUUUUUAAACGUACCGUCUACCUCUGGUUAUUUGAUAAUUUUAUUACGUGAUGAGCAAAUAUUUAUGCACCAAAAAAAUAACAACACCCACCUCGGUAUGAGAAACUCUAUUGCUCAGUUGGCAUUUUUACAAGUGUCAUCUCACCUUUUAUUGUCAAUAAUAUUUUAGAGAUUACUGUAAAUACGCUACAGAUUCCUGUAUAAUUAUCAUUCAACAUUCGCUUUUCCAUUUGAGUAAAUGUCCGUCGAAUAUGUCAUCCUUUAUUUGUUGCCUGAUUCUUGAUAUACAUCAUUCUGUUUAGUCAGUCAGUGGAUUUCAUGGUUGGAUAGUUAACGUACCUAGAAUGGAUCUACGUGUUUCAUCAGUGUUAACAUAGACUCUAUUUUUUAUAUUGUUUGAAAAGUUUUCACAGUACAGUGUGCAUAUUUUUUCUGAUUUUUAAUAUCUUAGAAUUGUGGUAAAAGUUUAUUACCCAAUGUGUCA
Physella acuta is the source of this 3336-nucleotide messenger RNA. Its product is annotated as sodium/calcium exchanger 2. The record is from RefSeq and is a predicted model, not a curated record. Gene Ontology annotation, biological process: cell communication; calcium ion import across plasma membrane; sodium ion transmembrane transport. NCBI's taxonomy places the organism in Eukaryota, Metazoa, Mollusca, Gastropoda, Physidae. Gene Ontology annotation, cellular component: sarcolemma; postsynapse; axon. Gene Ontology annotation, molecular function: calcium:sodium antiporter activity.